AGUUCCUUCUUAGCGUUAAUUAAUUGAGCAAUAAGCCUAAUUCGACAACAACUAUACUGAGUACUUACGAAGUCUUCGGAGUCUGAGUUCCUUUAAAAUUAACGGUUUCCUGUUUGUUAAGUUUGAAGAUUGGUAAUAAAAAUAGUUUUAUCACCCAAAGGUUUAGUAGCUGGUCCGGUUCAGCUUAUUAGGGUCUUUUGUGCGGCGCAUGCGCGGCCGGAAGCGCAGGUUCCGACCGUUCGCGCCGCCCGUGACCGUCCGCUCUUUUGUACGAUAAUUACUACCUAGCUGUAACAACGUAUUUUAUCAGCGAGAUGACAGAAACAGUACGCAGUUAAUGAAAAUAAAAUUAUUUAUGCCUCUAAGCUUCGUUCAGCCAUUGUGAUUGUGGCACACAAAUAUUUUGCUUCCAAAGGCAAACUAAAACCCUGUGUCUUAAAAUGGCGGUGCUGGUAUUCAAAGAAAACCAAACAGAAACAGCACUUUGACAAAACACCGCUUGAAGGACGGCCGACACACAUGUCCGAAAACAGUUUCUUGUUUGAACAAAACAAGCCUCAAUUUGGGCCCUAUUUGUUCAGUGACUAUUUGCAUUAAAAGUGCUGUUGGCCGGAGGUUUUUUUUUUCUCUUUAACAGUAUCAAUUUUAAGACGUUCAAUAAAUUUGUCAGUUUGGCAAAUGCCUUUUUUGACCCUCCUUACCUACCUCGCGUGGGCGGCUGCUGCGUCAACGAACUGCUGGGCCUGUGACAGCCGCAAGCCGCUAUGGCCGAGCCAAGCCCAUGUCUUUUGUAACUUUUUAUAACGACACUAUUAAACACCUACAUAAUCAAAACAACCGAUAACAAUCGCCUAAUUAGGCUCGCACAGCAGAAAUCUUUGCCCCUAAAAUGACUUGACAACAUCUUGACAAUCUUGACGUUUCUCGCGGCGAAUGAUGCUAGAUUGAAAGGAUCUGCAUGAGAGGUGAGCACAUCAGCUUAACUGGGUUAUAAGUUGAGCUCCGAGUUCCUCGUCGGAAGGCUUGUCAUUUACAACUAGUUCUGUGACCUCGCUCACGCAUUCCCUCGCCUGCACCUAACUGUACUUUCCCGUUGACUUAAUGCCGACUUUGGACAGAACCUGAUCUUAGGCAAGUGUAUAUUAUAGUGCCACGAUGGCAGUCGGCUGUUGCAAUUUAAUUAUAUUUUGUGUGUGCGAAGCUGCAUAGAUCGGAACGAAGCGGGCCGCAGUGUCAGCGGGCCGGGCCGGGCCCGCAUGCCGCGCAUUCCUCCCGGCCCGAGCGCGGCCGAGCGGCCCCGAGCGCGCCCGAGCCCGCGCCCGCCGACACUUCACACCGGUGUCUGCGCGAGAGCCGCGAGAACGUCUGUCCGCACACGCGAUCUGUCAACAAACUUUUCCGUAUCGAAAAUAACUGAUUCUUUGACUCCGAGUGCCUAUUUCGUAUAUUGACUAAAACUGUUGUGUGUGUGAACUGUGUGGAGGAUUUAGUUGUUGUUGGAUGCUGAUUCAGUGAAAAAACUGUGAUAUUUAGUUUUGGAUCGCGUGCGACGCUCUCGCCGAGCUGCUGGCGUGUGUGAGUGACUGCCGCCUGCCUACAUCCUACAUGGAAAGUAGCCCUUCAUCUACUUGAUUCACGAAACUCUCGCUGAUGCAGGAUCUCUCAUGGAUGGUUGGGAGGAGGGAGCGACCGUCCCGGUCGGUGUGAGCUAGCGGCUGAAGAUGUUUGAAUCGCUGGUGUCGCGGCUGACGUCGCCGCCGGUGUCGCGGCGCCGGCACACGGUGCACGCGGCGGCGGCGGCGGCGGGGGGCGCGGGGCGGGAGGUGUGCAGCGAGCCCGAGGAGGACGCGGCACCGGCGCAGCGCCGCUCGCGCGCCGCCAAGCAGCUGCUGGACAAGCGGCGCAAGGCGCGGCUGAGCUGCGCGGACCUCACGGCCGCCGAGCCCGAGCGCGCCUCGCGCAUGGACGCCUUCCGCGCCUUCCUGCCGCUCAGACAGUCCAAGUCGCUGGGACGACUCGAUGGACUCAAAGAGGUAAGCAACAUCUCAGACUUCAGCUGUGUGUGGUAAUGUACAUACCUAAUCCUACGUAGGUGUACAGUAUUAAAAUAAAACAAAAUGGCAUGUUAUACUCCGGUUUCCCCCGACCUUAAGAGGAGAUAUCAUUGUUAUGAAACUAUCAGUCGAAUUCUCAUUUCAGAAAGUCUGCAAUUUGAUUUCAAACAAUACCAACAUGAUAGCACGGAUGAGGCUCACAUCACAAUGCUGCAAAAUUAAAUUUCAAUAUUCAAGUUCGAUUUCGUCAUUGCAAUUACAUAUUCAAUACGGAGUGACACGCAUCCUUUAUGCACUUGCGAUGCGAUAUCUGAAGCCGUUUCUCAGAAUAUUCACCACCCACAGCGCCGGCUAGUGCGCUAGCAUAUGGACUUCUGCAAUUCUGCUUUUACGAUUGGGAAUUCUUCUGAUAUUUGGAAUGUUAAGGGUUCGAGUUCCAUGUGUUUAUGGAACUAAUUUGGUGCUAUCUUUGCUGGUAGCUUUGUUUGGUCUCAUUACAGAGCGUAUAGUUCCUGAAGUUAUUUAUUACUAUUUCAAAUUAAACAUUAAAUAAA
Molecule: messenger RNA, 2608 nt
Organism: Plutella xylostella (diamondback moth)
Lineage: Eukaryota; Metazoa; Arthropoda; Insecta; Lepidoptera; Plutellidae
Source: RefSeq, a predicted model, not a curated record